UCACCUGUCCAUUCACUUCUACCUGAGACUCACCGGGGCUGCACGCGCUGUGGGGACAGGGGGAGCAGCGCGGGGAUUUCAAGUUUUUAUUUAAAGAAAUAAACUCACAAACACUGAGCAGCUUCCGGUUCCAUUUUUUUUUUUCAGAUUAAGACUCUUGUUCUUUUGAGGACUCGGGCUUCAGGUCUGAUCUGAACUGAAUCUGGACGUUGAACGGGACCUGAGGGAUCCGGAUCAGAACCAUCAGGAGGGCUGACGAGGACCAGGACUGGGACCAGGACCAGGAUCCGGAGGAUGUCCCGGGCGGAGGAGCGGGAGGAGGCGGACUGUGUGUGUUCAGUCGGGAUGAAGUUAACGUGGGACAUCAACGACCCCAAACUGCCGCAGGACACAAAGCAGUUCGACCUGUUCCAGGAGUGGACAGACGGCUAUGUCCGGUACAUCUACAGUGCUGAAGAUAAAAACGCUCAGCGGCAUCUGUCCGGCUGGGCGAUGAGAAACACCAAUAACCACAACUGCCAGAUCCUGAAAAAGUCGUGCCUGGGGGUGGUGGUCUGUUCUCGAGGCUGCACGCUGCCCGACGGAUCCAGGCUACAGCUCCGCCCCGCCAUCUGUGAUAAAGCGCGGCAGAAACAGCAGAAGAAGCUGUGUCCGAGCUGUAACGCUGCUCUGGAGCUCCUGCCGUGUCGCGGCCACAGCGGUUACCCCGUCACAAACUUCUGGAGAGUCGACGGGAAGGCCAUCUUCUUCCAGGCUAAAGGGGUCCACGAUCAUCCCAGACCAGAGUCCAAGUCUGAGACUGAAGCCAGAAGAAGUUCAGUGAAGAGAAGAGUCAGUUCACCUCCGUUCACACCGAAAAGACGACUGAUCGAAACACAGGCUCUGGGCCCCGCCCUCCUCUCCUGCGUUGAACCAGCAGACAGAAUCUCCUUCAUCGAACCAAACUUCCCACAGCAUUACCCAGCAUUCCAGAGCCCAGAGCCCUAUUACAACCCCCACAAUGCUCUGGGCGAGGCCACACCCACACUGCAGAAACCAGCCAAUCCUAGGCUUUAUAUGGGUCGGCCCAGCUACGAGUUCCAAGGAUACCUUACCUCACCUUCGUAUCCUGUGACCUCUGACCUCUGUGACCCCAGGGUGACCCCAGUCUUGGGUUCCUCCUCCUCCUCUUCUUCAUCGUCGGCUCCUCUCUCCUCCUCCUCCUCCUUUGACGCCCAGGCCAAACCUCCUCCUGGCUGGAAGGAGCUGCUGAAGAGCUCCUCUCCCUAUGGCGACAACCACCAUUAUUACAGCACAGAGUACCCCUGCCGUUACCCCGGCAACCCCCCGGGGUCCCCCGCAGCGUUGCAGACCAUCAUUACCACGACAACCAAGGUGUCCUAUCAGCCCUGUCCAAAGCCUCCUGCAACGCUCCCUCCCUACCAGUCAUGUCCCAAACCUCCGGCCGGCCUCCCAUCUUACCAGCCGUGUGCCCCCCCCAAAACCCCGGGCCUCCCCGGCUGUUCCUCCCUGCUGGACGACGCAUCCUCCUCGUACUCCACAGAGGUGAAGGUGACGGAGGAGUCGGGCGGGGUCAUCAAGUCUCUGUCGUUUCAGCCCGAACCUCUGCAGACUAAAACAGAGCGGGCCGACAGCUACGACUACCGCUACGCCUACCCCAACACGUACCGCUACGACGACUACUGACGCAGCCCUACCUCCACCGCUGAUACCACGACUACUGUUACCACGACUACUGCUACUGCUGAUGAUGUGUCUCCACCGAAUGGUCUAACGACUGAUGUGGACCAUCAGGACAAGAAUUUUGAUUCCAUGAGAAAAGUUCUUAACAUUCAUGGAGCCUCUCUUGUUCCCAAAGGAAAAUCCUUCUUCAUCGAUCACACUGACUUCCCUCUAGCGCUCCCUUCAGGACAAAAGUGAAAGCUUUGUGCACAAGAUCCAUAAAUAAAACAAACUUACUUGGUGUUUUUGAGGCUUUCAGACGUCCUGUGAUCUUUCCCAGCAAACAGAGUUGCUCAGCUGUCAUUUAAUGGUGCGAUGUGUUGCAUCUUAUUGGGUCCACAGGAAUCAGAUAUGUUUCUUUAACUGAGAAACUCCAUCUGCUGAGGAAGUCCAUGAGAUGUGGCUAAAAGCUUCUUUGUUUCCAGAGUCAAGAAUAAACAUUCAAACUCAGGAUUAUUUUGAGAUAAAGUUAGAGAGAGAACCAGGUCUGCGUUACAACCGUUCAAAUCCUCCGUCUGAUCCAAGGAAUCAGAAAUAAUCUGAAUCUUCUCCGAAGAUGUUUUGAUGUCACUGCAUUCAGAAAUGAAACUGAUCAUCGUGAAUGUUUCUGUUGUUUGGGUUAUUUAUUGAACCAGUUAGACCUACAGUAUGAACCAGAACCAGAACCAGACUGAACUGGACUCAUCGUGGAUAGUAUUGGAUAAGUGUUGUGAUAUUCUCUACGUGUACUGCAUCUGUCCCAAUCAAAUAAACAUGAAAUCAGAUC
Toxotes jaculatrix (banded archerfish) is the source of this 2488-nucleotide messenger RNA. RefSeq names its product glial cells missing transcription factor 2 (gene gcm2). The transcript has 8 exons. The record is from RefSeq and is a predicted model, not a curated record. Gene Ontology annotation, cellular component: nucleus. The coding region runs from base 295 to 1686 and encodes 463 amino acids. Gene Ontology annotation, biological process: regulation of transcription by RNA polymerase II; gliogenesis. NCBI's taxonomy places the organism in Eukaryota, Metazoa, Chordata, Actinopteri, Toxotidae. Gene Ontology annotation, molecular function: RNA polymerase II cis-regulatory region sequence-specific DNA binding; DNA-binding transcription activator activity, RNA polymerase II-specific.